This is a messenger RNA of Gastrolobium bilobum, 3776 nucleotides long. RefSeq lists its product as uncharacterized. Lineage: Eukaryota; Viridiplantae; Streptophyta; Magnoliopsida; Fabales; Fabaceae. The transcript has 16 exons. The record is from RefSeq and is a predicted model, not a curated record. The coding region runs from base 1 to 3075 and encodes 1024 amino acids.
AUGGUCAAGGUGGGUGCAAAAAAUGGAGAACAUGCUGACCACCAAUUAGAAGCAUCACACGUGUUGAGCGUGACUGCAAACCAUAUCAAUGCAAAAGGAAUGCUCACAUUGGAAAGCAGUACAAAAUCAAGUUAUGAUGUGAACGAACCAGAGAACAUUCCAGUAUCACACCUGAUUGAGAAUUCACUGAUCCAGGAUGGUGUCCCUGGGGAUAAAGCCGUGCCAACUUUACCCACUACAGAAUCUGUUGGAGUUGAAACAGUUGACAAAGGCAUUCAAGAAAAAAUAUAUAUGGAAGCAGAAUCAACAGUGACAGAUACCACAGAUGUGCAGAGACGAGAAAAUGAUUUUGAGGAGAAAAAGAAAGCUCCCGAGGCAUUUGAUCAACACGAAGUGUCACACCAGUCAAGCAUGGAAAAUGAACAGAAAGUUGAACUACUAGCUAAAGGGAAGAACCUGGAGAUCUGUGUUAUAAAGCAUCCAAAUCUGGAAGGAAAGACCGCAGAUAUAAACCCAAUUAGUGAUACUGAAAAACAUGAAAAGGAUCCAGGGUCAUACACAGGAGAGAAAUUAGAGAUCAAGGAUGGUGGGAAGUUCAUAAAUGAAGAAGCAAAAGAGAUGGAAGAAGCAGCUGAUAUGCAGUUACUGAAAACUACAACAGAAAGUGUACUUGAAGAUGAAGUGCAGUCAACAUUGCCCACAUCAACAAUUGUCAAAGGUGAGAAGAUUGAGGAAAUCUUUCAGGAACAAACACUUGAGGAAGAGGAAUCAGCAGCAGUAGAUAACAAUGAUAGCUGCAGACCAGAAAAUGAACUUGACCACCUGGCUAAUGUUUUUGAGGCAACUGAUCAACCCAAAUCCGUGGCCAAGGAUGGUGCAGAAAAUGUCGACCACCAUUAUGAACAAUCUACAAUGGAAAACAUGACUACAAAGCAUAUCAGUUCAGAAGGAAUGGUGACAACAGAAAACAGUACAAAAUCAAGUUAUGAUGUAGAAGAACUGGAAAAGGUUCCAGAUUUAGGCUCUGUUGGCAAUGCAGAGAUUAAGGAUGCUGGAAAAAUCACACUGGAGGAAGCCAUUGAUAUCAAAGAAGCCACUGAUGUGGAGUUGCAAAAGCCUGAAAUAGAAAGUGUGCCUGAGGAGAAAUCCAUCUCAACUUUGUCCCGAGUAUCAUCUGUCAGAGUUGAGGAAAGCAUUCGAGAAGAAUUGCAAAAUGAAGUUGAACCAGCAGUGACUGAUGUCAAAGAGGGGCAGAGAAUAGAAAAUGAUUUUGAGGAGAACAUGAAAGUUCUUGAGGCAUUUGGUCCACAAAAAGCAACAGGCAACACCUAUGCAGAAAAUGAAAAGAAAGCAGAACCCCAAUCUGAAGCACAGAGAAUGGAGACCACAGUGAUAAAGCAUCCAUAUUUAAAAGGAUUAGAGACUGCAGAAAAAAGCCCAAGUAUUUAUAUUGACGAACUUGAAAAGGUACCAACAUCACACACUGGAGAGAAAUUAGACAUCAAGGACGGUGGGAAAAUCAUACAAGAGGAAGCAAAAGAGAGGGAGGAAGCAACUGAAAUUAAAAUAGAAGCAAUAAUACAGUCACUGAAAACUGCAACACAGUGUGUACAUAAGGAUGAAACCCCAUCAACAUUGGCCAUUGUCGAAGGUGAGACGGUUGAGCAAAGCUUUCAGGACCAAACACCUAAGGAGGAGGAAUCAACAACGAAAGAUAACAAGAAUAACAGCAGACCAGAAAAUAAACUUGAACAAACAACUAAAGUUCUCGAGCCAAUUUCUCAACCCGAAACCACCAACAUGGUCAGUGCAGAAAAUGAAGAAAAUGCUGACUACCAGUCUGAAGCACCAAGCAUGGAGAACGUGAUAACAAAGCAAAAUGCUGGUAAAAUCAUGUUGGAGGAAGCAAUAGAUAUCAAAGAAGCCACUGAUGUGGAGUUACAAAAAUCUGAAACAGAUAGUGUGCCUGAGCAUAAAUCCCUGUCAACUUUACCAACUACAGCAUCUGUCACAGUUGAAGCAAUUGAGAAAAGCACUCAAGAAGAAAUACAUAAGAAAGAGGAAUCAGCAGUGACAGAUACCGAAGAGGGACAGAGACCAGAAUAUGAUUUUGAGAAAAAUAAAGUUCCUCAGACCUUUCAUAUACACAAAGGAAGAGGCAACACCUGCUUGGAAAAUGAAAAGAAAGCUGAACCGCAAUCUGAAGCGCAGACCAUUGAGACAAUGGUUAUAAAGUAUUCGAAUUUGGAAGGACAGGUUGCCACUGAAAUAAACCCUGAUAUUGAUACUGAAGUACUUGAAAAGGUUCCAGUGUCACAAGAGGGAGAGAAAUUAGAGAUCAAGGAUGGUAGGAAAAUCAUAAAAGAAGAAGAAAAGGAGAUGGAGGAAGCAACUAGUAUGCAAUCACCGAAAACUGCAAUACAAAGUCUACCUGAGGAUGAAUCAUCAUCAACAUUACCCACCUGGACAUUUGUCAAAGGUGAGACAUUUGAGAAAAACUUUUCAGAACAAACACUUAAGGAAGCGGAAUCAACAGAGAUAGAGAACAAGAGCUGCAGAACAGAAAAUCAACUUGAGCAAACAACUAAAGUUCUGGAGGCAAGUGAUCUAGCCAAACUCAUGGGCAAGGUUAGUGCAGAAAACGAAGAACAUACUGACCAACAAUCUGAAGUACCAAGUACAGAGAACAUGAUUACGGAGUAUACAAAUUCAGAAGGUAUGCUGACAACAGAAAGCAGCAGAAAAUCAAGUUGUGUGGAAGAACUGGAAAACAUUCCAGAGUCACACUCUUUUGAGAAUUCAGAAAUCAAGGAUAGUGGAAAAAUCAUGACGGAGGAAGAAAUAUAUAUCCAAGAAGCCACUGAUGCAAAGUUACAAAAAUCUGAAACAGAAAGUGUGCCAGAGGAUAAAGCCCUGUCAACUUUACCCACUAAAGCAUCAGGCGAAGCAGAAACAGUUGAGAAAAGCAUUCAACAAGAAAUACGUAAGGAAACUGAAUCAGCAGAGACAGAUACCAAAGAGGGGCAGAUAGCAGAAAAUGAUUUUAAGGAGAACAUGGAAGUUCUUAAGGUUUAAGUAGACUACUGCAAAAUAAACUACAAGAACACCAAUUUUCACACUUGCACCUCUUCUUAAUUAUUUGUCCAUGCAAAAGCAUAAAAUUAUUUCUUAAGGUUCACCUUCUGACUGAGUACCCGUUAAAACAGGCAUUUGAUUUACAAAAAGCAACAAGAAAUACGCGCACAGAAAAUGAAAAGAAAGCUGAACCCCAAUCUGAAGCACAGAGUGUGGAGACCAUGCCUAUAAAGCAUCAAAAUUUAGGACUGGAGACAACAAAUAUAAAUCCAAGUAAUAAUACUGAAGAACUUGAAAAGGUCCCAGCAUCACACACUACACAGAAAUUAGAGAUCAAGGAUGGCAGGAAAAUCAUACAAGGGGAAGAUGAAGCAAAUACACAGUUACCGAAAUCUACAAUAGAAAGUGUACUUGAGGAUGAAUCCACAUCAACAUUAGCCACAUUGCCAAUUGUCAAAGGUGAGACAUUUGAGAAAAGCUAUCAGGAACAAAAGCAUAAGGAGGAGGAGACAACCAUGAUAGAGAACAACAAGAGCUGCAGGAAAAAAAAUGAACUUGAGCAAAUGACUGAAGCUGUUGAGCAUGUGUUAAAAAAGGCAUUGGAUCUACCCAAAAUCAUGGGCAAGGACAGUGCAGAAAAUGAAGAACAUGCUGGCCACCAACCUGAAGUGCCAAGCAUGGAAAACGUGAUUAUAAAGCAU